AUGUCGGUUCAAGACGGUGCCCGGUUUGACUUCAUCGUCGUGGGCGGUGGAACUGCCGGAAACAUUGUGGCUGCUCGGCUUGCAGAGAACCCGGCCGCUCGCAUUCUCAUUGUUGAGGCUGGUAUUGGCAGUUCCAGCGACAACGAGGAGAUCCGGACACCGGCCCAUGCCAUGGACUUGCGUGGCUCCCAGUACGAUUGGGCUUUCAAGACGACCAUGGUCAAGCGUGACGAUUACGAGCGCAUUGAAAAGCCCAACACUAGGGGCAAAGCCCUGGGCGGUAGCUCAUCACUUAACUACUUCUCCUGGGUUCCUGGGUCGAAGGGCACGUUCGACCUAUGGGAGCAAUACGGAGGCAAGGAAUGGACAUGGGAGCCUCUCGUCCACUACCUCCGCAAGAGUGUUACGUAUUAUGAUGACGCUGGGCUCUAUUCGCCCAAAUUGAAGAAUAUUGGCGGAGGAGGCCCCAUCCCAAUUGCCCAUGCCAACCUCAUGCCAGAGAUGGCAGGAUUCCGUGAGCUUCUCACUAAAGCUUGGAAGUCUACUGGGGAGCCUCUCUCAGAGAAUAUUUUCGAUGGUGAAAUGCGUGGCCUCGUGCACAGUGUGAACACCAUUUACAAGGGUCGACGCUCCGGUAGUUUCCUCGCUCUCGCUGGCAAAAAUAACAUCACUGUCCUCCCCGAGGUUCACUCCAAAGCUCUGAUUAUUGAUGAGGCCGACCGCACUGCCAAGGGAGUCACUGUGAUCAACUCCUCAGGGAAAGAGCUGAGCUUCUACGCGACUCGGGAGGUCAUUGUCUCCCAGGGAGUGUUUGAGACUCCUAAAUUACUGAUGCUGAGUGGCAUUGGUCCUGCGAAAGAACUCGCCCGGCACAACAUCCCAGUCAUUGUUGACUCCCCCCACGUUGGUCAGCAUCUCCUUGAUCAUCCCGGCGUUCCCUUUGUCCUGCGCCUCAAAGAUGAAUUCUCAAUGGACAACCACGUUCUUCGCAAAGGCCCUCUCCAGGACAAGGUCAUUUCCGCCUACGCCAAUGGCCAUGCAGGGGCUAUGGGAUCGCCAUUCCUCGAGAUGAUCGGUUUUCCGCGAAUCGACAAGUACUUAGAGAAGUCCCCCGAAUAUCGCGCUGCUAAGGCCGCAAACGGUAACAAAGAUCCGUUCUGCCCGUACGGCCAGCCGCACUUUGAACUUGACUUCAUCCCGUUGUUCGGCAGCGCCUUCCAGUGGCAUUUCCCUCAUCCUAAACACGGAAGUUACAUGACCGUUAUGGUGGACCUCGUCCGCCCGGUCUCUGAGGGAGGCGAGGUGACUCUCAACAGCGCAGACCCUCUCCAGCAAGCAAACAUCAACCUUAACUACUUUAAUAAUGAUCUUGAUAUCAUCGCUAUCCGCGAGGGUAUUCGCUUUGCCUACGACGUUUUGAAGAAUGGCGAUGGCUUCAAGGAUAUCGUCGAGGGCGAGUACCCGUGGGAAAUGCCACUUGAUGAUGAUGAGGCCAUGAAACGCACUGUUCUUGAUCGUUCACAGACCUCCUAUCACCCCUGCGGCACUGCACGUCUUUCGAAAGAUAUCCAACAGGGUGUCGUUGACCGGGGUCUCAAGGUCCACGGAAUUUCCAACCUCCGUGUAAUUGACGCUUCGGUUAUUCCUGAGAUUCCGGACUGCCGGAUUCAGAACUCUGUUUACAUGGUUGCUGAGAAAGGAGCUGAUGCUAUCAAAGCUGACCAUGGUGAUCUUUACCAGUAA
This is a messenger RNA of Penicillium chermesinum, 1743 nucleotides long. RefSeq names its product GMC family oxidoreductase. The record is from RefSeq and is a predicted model, not a curated record. The transcript has a single exon. Gene Ontology annotation, molecular function: oxidoreductase activity, acting on CH-OH group of donors; flavin adenine dinucleotide binding. Bases 1 to 1743 code for a protein of 580 amino acids. NCBI's taxonomy places the organism in Eukaryota, Fungi, Ascomycota, Eurotiomycetes, Eurotiales, Aspergillaceae.